AUGAUCAGUGCAGCGACAUUUAAUUUGGAUGAUCCUGAUUGGAAACGUAACAGUGCAGGAAGACUAUACAAUCAUAAAUUUGGAUAUGGAAAAUUGGAUGUGUACACUUUGGUCCAGAAUGCAAAAACAUUCAAACUAUUAAAUCCACAGGUUAGCAUUGAAAUGCCAAUCAUAGAAGUCAACAAACCUAUACCAAUGAAUGAGGAAGGAGUUUUUAGCAAGUUGAUUGUAAAGGAGUCAGAUAUCGCCAGAGCAAAAAUGAGAAGAUUAGAACAUGUAACUGUGACAAUGAAUGUUUUUCAUGAGAGAAGAGGUGAUAUAGAGGUAGAUUUGAUAAGUCCAAAUGGUAUUGUUUCUAAAAUUGGAUUACCAAGAAUGUAUGAUGAAGAUAAUUCUGGGCUUCGUAAUUGGACCUUUAUGAGUAUUAUACAUUGGGAUGAAUCACCAAUUGGUACAUGGUUUAUACAAGUACGCGAUCGAAGAAAUCCAGAUUACAAUGGAAUAUUCGUAGACUGGAUGUUGAAAUUGUGGGGUGAAAGAGCUUAUAAUAGUACUAGUAAUAAUGUAAAUAAUUCAGAUGAAAAUUUUUCUUCAAUAAUAACCAGUGAAACCACAGUUACUACUAAGUCAAUAUCAACUUCACAAUCACCAACCAAAUCAAUUGAUGUCGAUGAUGAUAAUAAUAGUGCACCCACAUCUACAAUUUUGACAUCAAGUAACCCAAUUUCAACAGAAACACAAUCAUUUACUGCACAAGUAUUAGAUGGUUACAACAAUAGUUUGGUUUUAGGUAAUAACCAAUUCAUGGCAUCAAAUGAAAUGUUUGAUUCAUUUGGAGAUGGAUCUGUUGAUGAACAGGAACAGGAACAAGAGGAUAAGAGGAGGAUAAUGGGAGCUACAAGCAGUAAGGAGAAAUGGGAUAAAAAUUAUGUGAACAUUUAA
Molecule: messenger RNA, 942 nt
Organism: Entrophospora sp. SA101
Lineage: Eukaryota; Fungi; Glomeromycota; Glomeromycetes; Entrophosporales; Entrophosporaceae
Source: the annotation of a GenBank genome assembly